This is a messenger RNA of Mugil cephalus (flathead mullet), 7034 nucleotides long. Its product is annotated as band 4.1-like protein 1. Gene Ontology annotation, molecular function: structural molecule activity; actin binding. The coding region runs from base 307 to 3900 and encodes 1197 amino acids. Lineage: Eukaryota; Metazoa; Chordata; Actinopteri; Mugiliformes; Mugilidae. Gene Ontology annotation, cellular component: plasma membrane; cytoskeleton. The record is from RefSeq and is a predicted model, not a curated record. Gene Ontology annotation, biological process: cortical actin cytoskeleton organization. The transcript has 24 exons.
CGGUCUUCACAUAUUACGCACGACGUUAGGAGUUCCCUCGCUUACACCAUGAAAACGCCCCUCUCCCGUCCUCCUAGCCCUCCGUGCGACUGUUAGCUAUCCCUGCCGGCUUGUGCCUGUCUGCUGUCCCAGCCUGCAGGGCUACAUCUGCCGUGACAGAGAGAGGGAGUGCGUGAGAGAGAGAGAGAAAGACGCUCCGGGGCGGUGGCGGCGUCCCUCUUCCCAGUCUCUCGCAAUCUCAAUGACCAGGAUCCGGACUGAAGCUUGACACCGGGACCUGCCAGGACAGGACUGUAAUCCAUUUCUAUGACAACAGAGAAGGCUUUGGCUGGGGAAAUGAAGACCGCAAUGGAGGGUGACGCCAGGAGAACCAAUCAGGUUCCGGAGGACCACGGGGAGCAGGAUGAUAGCUCAGAGAAGACCCCCAGCAAAGCCUCCAAAUCCCCCCAGAAAAGUACCAAGAGGCCCAAGACUGUCCCAGUUAAAAUCACGCUACUCGACGGCUCCGACUACGAGACUGGUGUCGAGAAAUUUGCCAAGGGCCAGACCCUGCUGGACAUGGUGUGUGGCCAUCUGAACCUGCUGGAGAGGGACUACUUUGGCCUGACUUUCCAGGACACGGACAACACCAAGAACUGGUUGGAUCCUUCCAAAGAGAUUAAGAAGCAAAUUCGGGUUGGUGCCUGGAUUUUUGGGUUUUCUGUCAAGUUCUACCCUCCGGACCCAUCUGUCCUCAUUGAAGACAUCACCAGGUACUACCUGUGCCUGCAGCUGAGGGACGACAUCCUGUCAGGUCGUCUCCCGUGCUCGUUUGUCACCCAUGCCCUUCUGGGUUCCUACACCGUCCAGGCUGAACUGGGAGACUACGAGCCCGAGGAGCACGGGCCCGACUACGUCAGCGAGUUCCACUUUGCUCCCAACCAGACUCGAGAGCUGGAGGAGAGGGUGAUGGAGCUGCACCGCAACUACAGGGGUAUGAGUCCAGCCGAGGCAGAGGUGAACUUUCUAGAAAAUGCAAAGAAGCUCUCAAUGUAUGGAGUGGACCUACAUCACGCUAAGGAUUCAGAAGGGAUUGACAUAAUGCUCGGUGUGAGCGCCAACGGUCUGCUCAUCUAUCGAGACCGCCUCCGAAUCAAUCGAUUUGCCUGGCCCAAAAUCCUCAAGAUCUCCUACAAAAGAAGCAACUUCUACAUCAAGAUCCGCCCCGGAGAGUAUGAACAGUUUGAGAGCACCAUAGGCUUCAAGCUGCCCAACCACCGGGCCUCGAAGCGGUUGUGGAAGGUCUGCAUUGAGCACCACACCUUCUUCAGGCUGGUCUCCCCGGAGCCACCUCCCAAGGGCUUCCUGGUGAUUGGCUCCAAGUUCCGCUACAGCGGCCGGACCCAGGCCCAGACAAGACAGGCUAGCGCUCUGAUUGACAGGCCUGCGCCACAGUUUGAUCGGUCCGUUAGCAAGCGGUAUCUGCUGCCCAGAAGCAUUGAUGGAGCCUCAGCUCUGGGUGACAGCAUGGACCAGCUGUCCCAGCGCAGCUCCAGUGAACGCACACAGUUCAUGUCCAGGGAAGACCUGGACCAAGAGGGCAGCCUGGAUCUGGACCACGAUCAGUAUCACUACCACGACCAAGACCAGGACCAGUAUACAGAUCAUGAAAUGGAGCAGCAUGAGGGCCACGAUGAGAGGCAUACAGUGGGUGGCCGCAUCUCAACUCCCACCAGGACCUUGGAGCUCAAGGGUGAGGAGGCAGGCUCGCCCGUAGACUCAAAGCCAGAGGAUCUGGUCACCCUUCGGCCCAAACAGGAGCAGUUCUUGGAUAAGCCAGAAGACGUCAUUCAGAAGCACCAGGCGAGCAUCAACGAGCUCAAGAGGGCUUUGAGGCAACCUAACAGCAAGAUGGCGCAGCGGGAGAAACGCCUCUCCUCAACGACCCCUCCCGGAGGAACGCCUGAGCGGAAAUCAGCGACUGGUGAUGCCAAUUUGAUUGACAAGCAGCACUCUUAUGAAGGAACUUUGGACAAUUACUCUAAAAUGGAAAAGACUAAGACUUCUCCGAUGCCUAGGGAUGCGCUUGCGGUGACAGCGCGGACCAAGGCAAAUUGCCAAAUGCCCUGGGAGUCCUCGAGAACUAGACUAGGGGCAUCUCCAAAACAGGAAAGUGACAUCUCCAUGAUCCCUGCGCAUGAUGCAGUGGCAACUAAUGGGCAUCAUGAUUGUGUAUUAGAAAAUGGAUAUGGCUCUCCACCUGUCAAACAGACUGGUGAAAGCUGGCGCUAUCAGUAUGAGCGUCGAGAUAGACCCAAGAAUUUUGAAGCUCCAGAGGAUUCUUUCCCAAAGGACAACAGGGCCAGAUUUGAGACUGGAGCGAGACAUAUGGAGGCUUGGAAACUGAAAGACAAGAGCCCCAUGGGAGAGAAAGACUGCAACAAAAUUGGGACCUCGCACUCGGAAGUCACCAAAAUAGUUCCUCUCAAGCCACAGCGAUCCAAAAAGUCUUUGAAUAAAGACAACAAAGACGCUGUGAACCCUCUAACACAAAGCCAGUCUGACAAAGGCGUGGCUGGGAAUGCACCGAUGACAAAAUCAUCUGGUGAACCUACACUGUUGCAUCAGCAGCAACUACAUCAACAAAUUAAGAAUGAGUUGUUCGCACAGCAAGAGCUCCGAGACACAACGGGGCAAGGCCACUGGAUAAGAGGGGGCUUCCAACAUGAAGAUCAUUUUCAAAACGUCCCAGAGUUUACUUCCAAAUUUCCAACGGCUCCCCCUCGCACUCUCCCGCUGAAAACACAGUGGUCCUGUGACAGACAGAGCAACGUGGACAACAGCCACAUUCACCACAAGACGCCCAGCCAAGAGACAGCCAAGAGGAAGCAAGCGGAGACACCACCCACACCUGCAAUUCAUGAGGAGCCGCUCAACGAAGCUUCAGGGGAACCAUGGGAGAGGCGCCUGGGCUCCGUGUCAGAGGAUGACCAGGACCACGAGAUCCUGUACCCGAAGGAAACCCACCUGGGCAUCGAGCGCAAGUGUUCCAGCAUCACCGUCAGCUCCACGUCCAGCCUGGAGGCCGAAGUGGACUUCACCGUCCUCACAGACCUGCACACUGGCAUGGAGGAGUUCUCCAGGGGUAUGUCGGAGUUGGGAGAUAGGGAUCUGUCACCCGAUGUGGGUCUGUGCCUCGGCAUCGACUUGCUGCAGCAGCACGGCCCCUAUGAACCGCCUCCUCCUUUAGUGUCGGCUCCCCUGUCCAGAGGAGCCAGCAGCAGCCCCCCGGCUAAACACGUCCAGGCUGAAGAAGCCCGACCGGAGAUCAAACGGCCCGAUGUGCAGCCUGUAGUCCCUAAAAAACCAAAGAGGUCAGUGCCGGUGUCGUCCUCGGUGGACAGAGAUCCGUCUCACAGGGAGGCCGGCCGCGUCUCCAGCAUCCCACCGCUGAGCAGGGAGGCCAGCGACGUCAUGCCCACGCCGGCGGUGAGGAAGACAGACGUGAGGACGGAGACUCAGCCCAACGGGUCGGAGGUCACCACGACUAUCGUGGAGUUCACAGAUCAGGAUCACGGACUCACUGGCCUAAGUGAAGUCUCUUACUCCACGAGACAGAGUGUGUCCCCGGUGCACAAGGGCAGAGAGACAUCGGGGUCGCCUAUCCUCGUCACUGAAAAUGUUACCUCAGCAACCACUCAUGUCACAAAGACGGUGAAAGGAGGAUAUUCAGAGACCAGGAUCGAGAAGAGGAUUAUAAUCACGGGAGAUGACGAUGUGGACCAAGAACAGGCUCUGGCUAUAGCAAUACAGGAGGCCAAGCAGCAGCAUCCAGACAUGCAGGUGACAAAGGCAGUCGUUGUCAGGGAAACGGAAUCAUCCACCGAGGAUCGACAUGGUGCAUCGGAGGUACAGUCCUGAUUUUCCCUGAAACGAGAGUGCCCCCCUUUGGACCAGACGUGUCAGUGCACGACCUGAUAUUGCCGCCCACCAUCCCUACCGAUAAGACUACUGCCAGUGGCACUCUGAUGGAGCCAGUUGUAUGCUGAACCUUCCGAACUGUUUUUAUUUUUACUCAACGACAUCAUUCGCGCUCAGUGGAGCGGUUCCGUCAUUCGUCGUCUUUGAUUGGUCGAUAACACACGCCACCAAACAUCUGCAACAACUAAAGACAUAAUCCAGCUAAAUUCCCCUACAAAACCUCUCAGGUCUCUGCCUUCAAGUCCCUUGCUUAAGUAUUCCUCAAAGGGGGAAUUAAUGUAGUUCACUGUGGAAUAAUCCAAGGUCAUGAAUCACAAUGGUACCCAUCCUACGCUAAGAGUAUCAUUUGGGAAAUUAGGAAUACAAGAAAGCAUCUGAUUCCUGCUGUGUGUGCUGAAAAAAAACCCUAAUGCGUGUGGUUACACUUUGUUAAUGAGUAAAAUAAUCCUUUUACACAUAGCUCAUGUACCCCUAAUGCAUCCAGUGAUGCAGGGUUUAGUGAAAGCAGAGGAAAUUCUCUCCCUGAGCUGUGAGGACACACUCAUUAGAAAGGAUCAUGGUCCUGUGGAAGCGUUUUUUUUUUUUUUUUUUUUUUUGAGCUAGCUUGAUCGCUAUACCUCCCUCUGUCUCCCUCUUAGUGUGUUAAUUUUGUUCAAUUUGUUUCACCUCGGUGUGUGGGUGGCAAGUAUGCAAGGGCAUCUUUGUCUUAACACAGUGGCAGUAACGUUUCUGAGCAUGCCGAUGUUUCAGAACGAGCCCAGUCCCGCUCCUCUCCCAGACUUUAGAUAUGCUUUACGAGCUCGGCUGGAUAUAAUACCACUUUGUGUAGUAAGAAGAACGUAGGGCAGGCUUACACCCUCGUCUGAGUCUCCUGAGAACGAGCUGCCGCGUCACUAAAAGUAGUAUUUGAGAUAACGUUUGCAUGAUCAUAUCUUGCAUCGCUGGAUUGUAAUUGAGUGUAAUGAAUUUUAACUCAUAAGAAAAGACGGAUCAGAGAGAGAAACAGUGAAAAAUUACAAAAGAUUUAGAGGCUGAAUUAUUAACAAUCUGAAAGUCUGAACAUUUAAAAAGGGGAAAUUGAGCUUCCUGAAAGGAAAUGAAGUGUGCUCAUGAGAAAAUGUGGGAAACAUCAAGCGCACAAUCCGCUGACGACAGUUUGUUACAACCAACAAACACUUUGAUUUCCAGACACUGGUACAGCUCAGUAUAUCUCAACAUAUCAAUUGGUUUUGACCUAAUUUGCCAGUGAAGACGUUUAGAGUCGGCCUGUCAAGCCUACGCUCUGCUGUGAUGACAGAUGGCUGCUGUCUUUGAAGAUGCCUUGCUGAAAUGGUAUUAUGCACCAGAGCUACCCUAGUACUCUUUCGUGUAAGGUACAGUGUUAUAAAUGCAUAAAAUGUCCAGUAGGAGAAGCAUCUCUUAACUUUUAGCUGUGUGUGGUUUGGUUCACGAGCGUUAGAAAUAUGCCAUAGACAUGUAAUGUGCCAAUUAAGGUAGCAGUCAAAUUGUACAAACCUGGUUUUGUAAUGGAAUAUCUUUAUAUUAAUUAACCUACUUUUAAUUAUAAAAGUGCCGGAAAGUCAAAUUCAUAAACUUGGCAUGGCAAUGUUCCCUUUCAUUAUGGUGUCUUAAAAAAAAAAAAAAAAAAAAAAAUCCUAUUUUAUAUAUAAAAAAAUACAUGCAGCAGAAAAGCAUUAUCUGAUUAAUAAAAGCAACGUUAAAUUUAAAAAACAAACAAAAAAGCAGUCAUGUCAGGUUUAUGGUGGUAUCACUGAGGUAUAACUUUGGCUUUCGGACACUAAACUUUCCAGUCAAUGUUCACAUGUGUAGUGUAGCUCCUGUUGUGUUUCAGAUUUUGGUUCCAAAUCCUUUGAAGUGAAGAUUAGUCAUGGAUGUGAGUGUCACACUGGACGGUGUCAAGAAGAAGAAGAAGAAAAAAAAAAAACAAGAAUAAUAAUAAUAAUAAUGCAGCCAUGCAUCCCUCGUACUGUAUAUUUGGUGCUGUUUGUUGGAUUGUGAAGAUGUAAAGUAGUUAAUGGCCUGCGGGCUUGGUGUAAACCACCAAGGGGGCUUAAAAGAAGCGAGCUUUGCAACGAUGUCGAGUACACACAGCUGAAAUCCUCCUCCUCAUCCUAAAGGGGCAAAAUUAUCCAAAACUGGCUUUGAGGUCAAACUCACCUCCCUCUGCAAAGAACAGGCCUCCUCCCAGAAGUCUGACCAGUAACAAGCAGACUGUGAUUGAUCUCAGACACUGCGGCUGCGGCGGAGACACCUGGUGCCGAAGUCUGAUUGGACGUCCUCUGGCUGACCUUUAAACCUAACCCUGUUCUCUCUGUGCAGAGCUCUCCUCCUCCUCCUCCUCCUCCUCCUCCUCUGCUCUGCUGCGCUCCAUUGCUUGGUGCUGUGUCUUUGCUGUACAUCGUACUCGCAUUCCUUCCGAAAUGAAUAAAGAAGAGAGAAAAAAAAAGAAAACAAGAUGAGAAGGGAAUCCCUCUGUUUGAUCUCUGUAACACAUGUCUCAUGUCUGUCUCGUCAUCACGACUGGCGUGCGUGUACGUAUUCAUCCUGAAAGACGCUAAUCGAGUACAGCUGCUGUAUUUUUUAAUCGUGAAAUAAUAAUGAAGGUGAAUGGCUGUGUGUUCUUGGAGUUUGACGAGAAAAGGAAGGCAUUAGUGGAGAUAGCAUGACUUGUUUUUCUUGCUAUGGUGGAAAAAAAUUGGUUCCAUCAUUAUUACAUUUCACACUCACCUCUUCGGCUGUUUCCGAGCAGUAAAGGCAUCGUGCAGGUAAGAGAAUUGAGUCAGACAUACACGGGGAAAUGACUUCAGGGAGGACAAAGUUAUAUCAUGUGAGUGUGGUAUUGUUCAGAUGUGGGUUAGUGCAACUCACCCUGAGGAGUCACAGACUUCAGUUGUGUAAAUACAGCAUGUUGGAGUAAGUUAUUUCACUUUUUUUUUGUCUUGAAAACCUCUUUUUGACACCUUAAAUCUUUAUGUACAUAAACUUGUUAUCAAAGACAGAAAGAAAAUGAGGAAAAUGGCAUUAUGUUUAUUAAAAGCAGGUUGAUCCAUUCA